AUGAGCGCUGAAGGAGACGAGAAGCCUGCGGAACAGAACACCUCGCAAACGCAGUCGACUGAUCACAUCUCCCUCAAAGUCGUCGAUCAGGAGGGUAAUGAGGUCUACUUCAAGAUCAAGCGCUCUACUCCUCUUCGCAAGCUGAUGGAUGCCUACUGCCAGCGUCAGGCCAAGUCUUCAGAUUCCAUCAGAUUUUUGUAUGAUGGCGCGCGAGUUAUGCCUGACUCCACCCCAGAAGAGAUGGAGAUGGAGGAUAACGACAUCAUCGACGCCGAUGAAUUGCCCCUCAUCGUCUCGAACGCCGAUCACCUUGAGCACUUCAUCCAUGAACGCGGCGAAAUCUUCAUCCUUGAGGGCCUGCUUCAGCCUCCUCUCCCCGCCUUCCACGAUUUCGCCACAUAA
Acanthamoeba castellanii str. Neff is the source of this 402-nucleotide messenger RNA. Its product is annotated as Sumo domain-containing protein. The record is from RefSeq and is a predicted model, not a curated record. Gene Ontology annotation, biological process: protein sumoylation. Lineage: Eukaryota; Discosea; Longamoebia; Acanthamoebidae. Gene Ontology annotation, cellular component: nucleus. Gene Ontology annotation, molecular function: ubiquitin-like protein ligase binding; protein tag activity. The coding region runs from base 1 to 402 and encodes 133 amino acids. The transcript has 4 exons.